This is a messenger RNA of Telopea speciosissima, 764 nucleotides long. RefSeq names its product accelerated cell death 11-like. Gene Ontology annotation, molecular function: ceramide 1-phosphate transfer activity; ceramide 1-phosphate binding. Gene Ontology annotation, biological process: ceramide transport; intermembrane lipid transfer. Gene Ontology annotation, cellular component: cytoplasm; membrane; cytosol. NCBI's taxonomy places the organism in Eukaryota, Viridiplantae, Streptophyta, Magnoliopsida, Proteales, Proteaceae. The record is from RefSeq and is a predicted model, not a curated record. The transcript is spliced from 4 exons. The coding region runs from base 41 to 574 and encodes 177 amino acids.
CGCUUCAGUAUAAAUCAAGAGAGAGAGAGAGAGACGUUCCAUGGCGCAAGAAGGCAAACCUCUGGCAAAGAUUGCAGAGGCAUUCAAAGAUCUCUCUGCUACAGUAAAUUCUGGAACCCAAGACGUCAAGCUCGUGGAAUUUUCUCGUGCUUGCUCUCUCAUUUCCCCUCUCUUUGGCUGCUUGGGGAUCACAUUCAAAUUUGCAGAGAUGGAUUUCGUGGCAGACGUUCAUGGUCUAGCUGAAGCGUCGAAGUCGAUUGAAUCAUUACAAUCUUUACUGGAUCGAGAUACUGAGAAUGACUGUGUGAAGAAAGAUGGUAGUCAUUCGAGAAACCUUCUUAAAGUGAAACGUGGAAUUGAUAUGGUUAGGGUUCUAUUCCAGCAAAUUCUAGCUUCAAAGGGAAACUCCCUGAAGGUUCCAGCUUCUGUGGCUUAUGCCAAGGUUCUUGCUCCCCACCAUGGACGGGCCAUCAGGACAGUUGUUGCUGCUGGGAUGUUAGCCCUUCCUACGAAGGCACGGCUCUUGCAAAAGCUGAAUGAGAAUGAGGCCUCAGCAAGGGUUCAGAUGCAAUAAUACAUUGUUGCUUCUGCUCCUGUUAUUCAGUAUAUUGAGAAGUUAUUUCUUUCAAGGCAGUUGGGCAUAGACUGGUGAAAGAAGUUCCAUGUGAUUUCAUCAGAUUGAAUUUUGAUUUGGAUCCUUUAAUCCUUUUCACCAGAAACUUGGCUUGGUUGCCAUUGUUGUUUCCUAUGUAAUUAAAUAUGAA